Pseudo-nitzschia multistriata is the source of this 3877-nucleotide messenger RNA. Lineage: Eukaryota; Bacillariophyta; Bacillariophyceae; Bacillariales; Bacillariaceae. The record is from the annotation of a GenBank genome assembly.
UGAGCACCAAUUUUUGACAACACUUAAAAAUAUUGUGAUUGCGAUGAGGCCUUCUAUUAUUCCUUUUCACCCAAUCCGAAUUUUCGUCGCAGCCUUUACCAUCUUAGCGCCAAGUGCUUUUGCAUUCUCAUUCAAGCACAACAGCGCUGAUUGUGUGUAUCACCCCCCUCUCGCUAGUAGGAAAUAUUUUCGCCAGGGAACAGGGAACAGGGAACUUCAAAAAAAAGAAGAAACAAAAUCAUCAUCCAGCAUCAAUAUGACAGGAGGAAUUGACGAACAACGGGCCAAGGUGGGUCUCGGUGAAGGAAUUGUUUUUGGUUUGAUUUUGAUUUUCAAGUUUGUUCUGACCUAGUCGCCGACGCCUUUCUCUUUCUCGAAUUUUCCACUGUGCGUACCUGGAUCUCUCCGAAAUCGUUGCUAUCAACACAAAAACAAAACUUUCAAAAUAAUAACCAACGUUCGCAACACAAAAACAAAAUAGACGGCUUUGCUCUUUCGGGAAGCUCAGGGCCCGGGCCUGACCAUUGAAAUGAGCCUCAACAAAAUAUAUCAUUCGACCCGUUCAGAAUUUCAGCAAAUUGACGUUAUCAACACUUAUUUUGGAAAGACGCUAGUAACCGACGGUAAAACGCAGAGCGCGCAGUUUGAUGAAUUUGCCUAUCACGAAUCGCUGGUCCACCCGGCUCUCUUGAAUUUUGCCCACAACAACAAUGGGAAUGGUCCCAAGACGGUCUUGAUUGGUGGUGGAGGGGAAUUGGCCACAGCGAGGGAGGUCUUGCGGUAUCCAUCCGUAGAAAAAUGUAUCAUGGUGGAUUUGGACGGUACGUGACCAAGGAACGAUUGGUAAUUACUGCAACCGCGAACGAGAACAGCUGUGCAAAGAUUCUUGUCCGAGAACUGAUGUCACUUUUGCACCAGUUGCUGAAUGCGGCGCUGGAUUACAUGGCUUUGGUCAGACAAAAGGAAACAGUUUAGUGGAUGACAUGCUCUGAAAUAAAUCCCUAACAACUUGAGCAUCUGCGUACGUGUUGCUAUUGAAUCGUUGUAUCUGCCUUGAAUUUCAUGGAUUAAAAUUAUACUACAGAAAAAGUAAUCGAAGUCUCCUUAGAGCACCUGGAAGAAUGGGGCGGCAGGGAAGUAAUGAAGGAUCCACGCUUUGAGUUGGUAGUAGGGGAUGCCUAUUCCUGGAUAUUGGAGUGCAAAGAUAAAUUCGAUUGUGUAAUUAUGGAUAUCAGCGAUCCAAUCGAGGCAGGACCGGGUAUCAUGCUUUACACAAAGGAACUCUAUGAACAUGUUGUUACAGUAAUGUCACCAAAUGGUGUCUUUGUGACACAAGCAGGGAUCGCUGACUCCGUCCCAGCGCCCUACGCCACCGGCGGCGAACGCGACACGACAUGCUUUGGUCCCAUCCGCAACACACUGGCGGAAGUCUUUUCCUCCGUAUUGCCUUACACACAAAACAUACCGAGUUUUGGGACCGAUUGGGGCUUUGUGAUGGCCUAUAACAACUCGCCCGAUGGAUGCGGUGCCGAGGAAUGGAAGAAGAUGAUACCGCAAACUAUCGAUAAUCUUGUUGAAGAACAUAUUAGCGGUGGUGAAGCUUCGUUUAAGACGUACGAUGGAAUAACGCACCAGCGGAUGUUCCACCUCACAAAAAGUAAGUUUUUAGCGAAUGAAAGAAUCUGUCCAUUGCGGGACGCGCUCCGUCCUCAAAGCUGCUGAAGACAGGCCUGUAGACGGAACUUGGUGGACUUUCUGCAAAAAUUUUGCCGAUGCUCUCACAACCACUUUUUGUUUCUUGGUUCGGCUACCAUUUCUCUUCGUAUCUGGCUUGUUUCAGCUGUCCGAAAGCAACUGGCGGAAGAUGAUCGUAUCAUGACGAAGGAUCAACCAAUAUUCAUGUACUGAUCAAGUAUCGAUAACAGUGUUUCGGCAGAUCAACGAUACAAUGAAUAAAUUCAUUAAGAGACCGAAAAAUGAACAGUACUGUAGAAGGUCAAACCUCGCAAUCCUUGGAUUUCAGCUGUAGCGAACCCAGAAUUUUACUACGUAAUUCGAGAGUAGAGUGCAAGCAGAUUUGCACUAUGCCAUAUUAGUAGAGCAUAUGUUGUGGGCUUUAUUUUCCAGCCUCAUGGUUCCUCUCUUGGGUUCGAAUUUGAGAAACUAUGAAAUGCAUCUUUUGACCAACGCAUCAUUCAAUACGUAAUAUGUAAUAUCGUUAUAUUUUAUGGACAAAUGUCUUGACUGUCAAAUUGCACAGGCUCAAUUUUUUCUUGAGUUUGAAAUUCUCAAAUUCCUGGAGCAGCUGCCUCGGCUGCCGCAAGAAGUGCCUUAGACUCACUCUCGGCUUCAAGUGUGAGCACCACAACAUCUUCGACCAAGUCGGCAUCUUUGCAAUUGUCUUGGAAAACGUCGAUAAUCUGAGCAAGUGUCUUCUGAUAUUGCAACCGGAUUUGAGCCUCGGCAUUGUAAAACUGCUGCCGCAUUCUAAGAUCAUCUCUCAAUUUUUCGUUGGCGGCCUUAAACUUAUCAAUGUUUUUCAUCACUUCGUCGGUUCCAGACGCAGCCUUUUUCGAAUUAUUUUUGAGCAAAUCGAAAGACUUUCCGGCGGAUUCAUUCUGUUCCACAAGUCUGUCGUUGGUUUCUUUAACCUUUUUGUAUUCUUUCUUCGCCUUGUCGUUAGAACUCUUCAACUUCUUGUUUUCUUUCUGUAAGAAGCCAAUCAUUUUCUUGCUUUCUUCCAGCUUCGACUUCUGGGCAGCAGCUUCCAUAGCUGGCGCCACGCCCUUUGUUAGGAUUUCAUCUUCAAGCUUCGUCCUAAACUCUUCCUCUUCAGAUUUGGCUCCUUCAGUACGCUCAACUAAUUCGGCCUUGGUCUCCUCAAAUCGUUCCUGGGCCUCCUUGAGCUGUACCUUCAAUUCUUCAAUACGAUCCUCGUAUUUAGAAUAUUCCUUCUUUGCGGAUUUUUCAGCUUCUUUAUUUUGUCGCUCGAUAUUUUCGAGCCAGGCUUUUUCCUCAGCUGCUUUCCUUCUCUUUUCCUCCCAUUUCUUCUGGUUGGCUUUCAUGAUUUCUACCUCCUUCAAAGCUUCCCGUUUAGCAUUCAUUGCGCGGGCAAAUCUCUGAAUAAUGAAGAUUGCAUUCUGACGAGCUUUUUGGCUUCCACGAAGCCUCAAGCGAGUGACGAAUCCACGUGCAAUCUUUUGAAGUAGGAUCGAAUGUUCUUCGAGUCCACCAGCGCGCUGGCUCUCCAAAUAUUCCAAAACACCCAUUUUGAAAUAGGACUUAGUUUUUCCGGUGACGAAGAUUGUGAUAGGCUUUCCAGUCUUAGGGUUGAUUUCUUUUAGAGGCGCGAGCGCACUUCCCAAAAUCUGUUCGCAAUCAACCUUCAGUUUUUCUUGAGGACUCAUGUCAUCAGUUGCCUUACUGGGAUGAGUACCUCUGUCCCAUAGUUGCCAGAAUUUGAAUCGAAUAGCAUCGUUGGCCAUUUGAUUGGGAAAUGCCGAUCGAGAAAGAGUUACUGCCGCAACAACACCAGCACACCGAAGCUGUUCAAUUGUACCCACAUGUUCCAUCAAAACAGGUUUCUUCGGCUUAUUUGGUUUGAUACAACGGAUGUACCGGGAAUUUGUCUCCUUCAGCUUUGUCAUCAAGGAAGAGAGUUGAGCUUUGUACUUAGUCCAAAUGGUGGAACCGGUAACGCUCGACUUCGCACGCUUCGGAGCAGCACGGACGGGCUCACUUGAUUUCGAUUGAAAGUUAGUGCAAGAGUCAUUUGUCAUGUGCUUCGCCAAAAUUUCAUUCGAAGACAAAUUUGCGGCUUCAGCCAAAUCUACAGGAAGAGUAUCCUGAUUACUUUCAACAAAGCCCAAGGCAUCGU